Aphis gossypii (cotton aphid) is the source of this 8161-nucleotide messenger RNA. It is a transcript of the gene mon2, whose product is annotated as protein MON2 homolog. The record is from RefSeq and is a predicted model, not a curated record. The transcript has 27 exons. Lineage: Eukaryota; Metazoa; Arthropoda; Insecta; Hemiptera; Aphididae. The coding region runs from base 522 to 7061 and encodes 2179 amino acids.
CCACUACUACCACGACCACUAUCAAUGUGCACUGGUUCUACAGCGACAGUUGACCACGAUUACACUCCAGGGGCAGCGGCGGCGACGACAAGUCGACAACGUCAAUAUUAAUGCCACCGCCGCCGCAGAUUACAGAUUACCUACGUUUUUUUUUCUAUCAUUGUUAUCGUCGAUCGCCGUCGCCGUUGUCAGCGAACAGAAACCAACUUUCGGUGAGAGUGUGAGACUACUCUACUGCGUUCGUGCGAGUCUACGUCCAACAUUUUACGACGAUUUUAUUUCUCUCACAGGUGCCUACCGUUUUGUGAGCGUGCCGGGUAACAUUAUCGUUUACACAGUGGGUCGGCUGUGUAGACAGGCGCCAUUGUCGUGUCUCGCACCAUCGACCAAGACGGCCGAUCCGUGGUAGGCGAUCCUCCUCGUCUGGAUUGAGUGAGAGAUUCAUACACGCUGUUGGCAAAGAUAAGAUUAGUUAGGUUUGACGAGAGAGAACGGUCGGCCUCGCACGGCCACCGACCGUCAUGGCUCACCGUCGUCCGGCCGGCGGCACGUCUUCGCCGUCGUCAUCCGUCACUGACAACGAAAAUGCCAUCAGGCUAUUGGAAUCGCUGCAAAACGACUUCAAGAGCUUGUCCAUGGAGACGAAGAAAAAAUAUCCUCAGAUCAAAGAGGCGUCUGAAGAGGCCAUUGUCAAACUGAGAAACUCUGCUGCUGUCGCGACCGAUCACUUACAACAACAACAACAAUCACACCAUCAUCAUCACCAGAUUUAUUAUGUCGUCAAUCAAAUACUAUAUCCUGUUGUGCAGGGCUGUGAGACCAAGGAGCCAAAAAUUGUUAAGAUGUGUCUGGGAACCAUUCAGAAAUUAAUCACACACCGAGCAGUUGACCAAAAAGGUGCUCGUUACAUAACUGAUACCUUGUGGAUGCUAAUGGAGUCGGGGACUGAACACGUAAAAGUAUUACAGAGUGUCACAUUGUUAUUGACCACUGAUUGUGUGGUGCGCGGUGAAACUUUAGCUAGGAAUUUGGUGUUGUGUUUUCGACUACAUUAUACCAAGGACUCGCAAGCUGUCAUCAACACUGCCGGUGCUACUGUACGUCAGCUUGUAGCUCUAGUAUUUGAACGUGUUAUGCAUGAAGAUGAACAGCUUGAGCAGCAACUUAAAGACUGCAAUGAAGACGAUAACGAGUAUAAUGCACAGCAGCAAAAAAAUGGUAUAGAAUCCUCUACUCCUUCACAAGAUCACAGGCAUCAGCAAAGUAAUAGAACUCAACCAUUGCCACAACUGCAUCAUCACCAUCAUCAAUAUAAUGGUAGCAAUGUAAGUGGAAACGAUACUAUUGCUGCAGUGUCUUCAUUGGGUCCAUGUGCAGCAGAUGCAUAUAAUAUGUUCCAGGAUCUCGUGCGAUUGGUGAAUACCGAUCGUCCAAAUUGGCUAGUGGGAAUGAAAGAUAUGACCAAGACAUUUGGUCUGGAAUUACUGGAGUCUGUGCUUUCUGAUUUUCAGCCUGUGUUUUUUAAACACGUGGAAUUUAGGUACCUAUUAAAAGAACGUGUCUGUGCAUUAGUCAUUAAGCUAUUUUCUCCCAAUAUCAAGCAUCAUAGUGGUAAUAAUAGUGCUAGGAGAAACACGAUCACCAAUACCGGAACCAAUGCUACAUCUGUUUCUGGCAAUAAUAACUCUUCAGUAAUGAUGAUGGGUGUUACUGGUGGUGCUGGUAGUCCUACCUCAAACCACCGCGGUGAUGAUAGGCCACAUUAUGCUAUUACAGUACGACUGUUGCGUCUCGUAUCAAUAUUGGUUCGCAAAUACCAUAAGUUAUUGGUUACUGAGUGCGAGAUAUUCUUGUCAUUGAUUGUCAAGUUUUUGGAUGCUGACAAACCUGCAUGGCAACGAUCUGUCGCUUUGGAGGUGUUACAUCGGCUGGUGGUCGAACCUGGACUAUUAGCUGCAUUUUGUGCAUGUUAUGAUCUCAAAUUACACAGUACUAAGAUAUUUCGUGAUAUAAUUGACUCAUUAGCUGGAUACGUGCAAUCAUUAUUUAAUCCUGCCAUGGUGGUGUCAGGUGGCAGUUCUAUGAAUAAUGCUGCUAUGAUGGCAGCAACUGCAAACGCAGCACUCCAAGGACAGUCACCAACUGUAUUGGCUGGCAUGCCGGUUGGGCCCGGUGUGUCACCACAACCAGGGUUUUUUAGUCGUAACGGUGUAUGGCUACCAGUAGUGAUUCAGUUACCAACUGGUCAAGCUAAAUCCAUCUACCUGGAAAUGAAUGAUAAACACGAUGAACCACCACAAGUGGCUGAUGGGUAUGGUGUAUCUGUGGCAUAUGCAUGCCUAGUAGACGCAGUUCGUGCUAUUCAAAUUGAAGUGCGUCCUGACAUACAUCAAUCCGUUGUAUUUUCGCCUUCAACCACUACAGUAUCAUCUAAUGUUGAAGACAAUGGCCGUGGUCACCAACAGCAUACUGACGGUAUUAUCCAAAAUAAUACUCCAGAAGAUAAUAAUGGCAAUGAUGAACAAAAUAAAACUACUGGUGUUAAGAUAUCUCCAUUACAUGAACAGAUUAUAAACAGUAGUUGGUAUGGACUACUAACAACAUUUUGUCCACUAAUUGAGUCAUGUACUGACGAAGGAAUCACGGAAAACAUGCUAAAAGCGAUGCAAGCAUAUAUUGGCCUAUGUGGUCUGUUGGAUAUGCGGGGACCACGUGAUGCCUUUAUUACAGCCGUGUGUCGUGCAUGCUUACCACCGCAUUACAACCUGACAGUAUUUAGUGGAGCUAUUAAUACUUGUUGUGUAGGUCAAUCAUCAUCAUCAACAGUACAAUACUCCACUUCUGCAACAAUGUAUGAUGACCAUCAUCACCAACAAUACAACAAUGCAACUGGAGGUGGGUAUGGCCCAGAAUCAGCUGACUAUAAGCAACAACAGCAAGUCAUAGUAGCUGUGGGAACUCCGUUGGCUACUCCUUCCUCUGUUCUGCAGACUAUGUCAUCAUCUCCAUCGAGUACCUCACUACAGAAUCAUGGGCCUGUCAUGCUUACUGCUAAGAAUCUACAAUGCAUGCGUGCUCUAUUGGUAUUGGCACAUUGCCAUGGUUCCAUCCUAGGAUCAUCUUGGCAUUUGGUGUUAACCACUCUGCAGCAUCUUGUCUGGAUAUUAGGCUUGAAACCAUCAACAGGCGGUAGUCUUAAAGCAGGAAAUAGUGCUGCUACAUCAGUGCCAAGUAGACACUCAAGUGUCACCAAUUCUGCCACUGCUGCAGAUGGUACAGUUGUUGGCUCAUUGUCAUCAUCUACUUCUUCAGUGUCAACAACUUCGUCAUCAAAUGUUGCUGUCAUAACAACGGCUGUUAUGGCAGCUGACCUCCCUGUACUUUCAACCAUGCUCAGUCGGCUCUUUGAGUCCAGUCGUUAUUUGGAUGAUGUCGCUCUCCAUCAUUUAAUUGAUGCUCUGUGCAAGUUGUCACAUGAAGCAAUGGAGUUGGCCUAUUGCAAUCGGGAACCAUCAUUGUUUGCCGUUGCUAAACUUUUGGAAACUGGAUUAGUUAAUCUUUCACGUAUUGACAUACUUUGGAGACCUGUGACUAAUCACUUGUUGGAUGUAUGCCAGCAUCCACACAUUAGAAUGCGUGAAUGGGGUGUUGAAGCUAUAACAUACCUGGUGAAAGCGGCUUUACAAUAUAAAUAUCAGCCUCCACUAAAAGAUAAUCAAAAACUACAAAUAUUGUUACUAAGUCCAUUAUCACAAUUGUCAUUAAAUAUGAAUGGUGAUGUCAGACAACGACAAUUGGAAUGUGUAUUGCAAGUACUGCAUGGAUCAGGGCAGACAUUGUCGCAUGGUUGGCCGUUAGUAUUGAACAUAGUUGGUGCUGUAUCUGACCGUCAUGGAGAGAACCUUAUAAGGAUAGCAUUCCAGUGUUUAGAACUGGUACUCACUGAUUUUUUGCCACUGAUGCCAUGCAAAUGCUUACCUUUGUGUCUGGAAACCACAGCAAAAUUUGGAAUGCAAACACGUGACUUGAACAUAUCGUUGACAGCAUUAGGAUUAAUGUGGAACGUUGCUGAUUAUUUCAAAGAUAAUAAAGACAAACUGCUUUGUAACAACAGUGGAGGAGAUAAUAAUGUGAAACGAGGUGCCAGUGGUGAAGGAUUGACUGAUGGUAACACAUUAGAUGCAACAAUGUCGGGAAUUACGUUGAAUGAUCCUCAAGAACUGGUAUAUCCCGAUUUUCCAGGUGUCACUACGCUAGCCGAAAUGUCCGAAUUUGAUAAAUUAUGGAUGUGCUUGUUUACCAAAUUGGGUGAACUAUGUAUCGAUCCCAGACCCGCCGUUAGAAAGUCAGCUGGACAAACGUUGUUAUCAACGAUUUCGGCACAUGCAAACUUAUUGACUCCGUCGUCAUGGAAUGCUGUUCUGUGGCAGGUACUGUUUCCGCUAAUGAACAAAGUACAAAUGCUCUGCGAGUCAGCCAGUGAUUCUACAUGCAACACGGUUGCGGCUUCCGAUGGUUCAAGUGGCAAUAGUGGUGGAGGGAGUGGUGGAAGUGGAUCGGCUGGUGGUGGUACGAUUCUGAUACACCAUUCCCGGAAUACUGAUCAAAAGCAAUGGGCAGAAACGCAGGUAUCUACGCUGUAUGGUCUAGCCAGGGUGUUUAACGCAGAGAAAUACUCGAUGACGAUGGGUGGAGAUUUUGUCAAGGCAUGGACCUUGCUGUUGGAAUACAUGGAAAAAGCAGCUUUGAAUAAAAAUGUGGAGGUAUCGCUGGCUGGGUUGCGUUCGUUGCACGAACUCUUAAUGGUCUAUAGCAACUCUAGUAACGUUGGUGAUGGUACGAAUAUGACUCCAAACGAUAAAAAUGCAGCGCCUGAGGAUCGGUUGUCUCGAGAAGAAGAUUGGCAAAGUAAAAACGGGAUUGCUGGAUCGGCUGCACCUGCAAUGGCACCGUCUUCAUUGGUUGAAAAUGAAAUUUGGACAUGUACAUGGACUGUGUGGAUGCGAAUCGCAACAGCUGCUACUGAAACGACUGUUGUUGAAAGUCCCACUAACCCGCCGUCGACGACUGCCAGUAGCGGGUCGACAGCGGCCGGAUCAGAAGACCGUCGUCGUCGCGAAUAUCAGCAGCCACAACAACAGUAUCAUCAGUCUCUACAACACAAACAGAAAUUUUUAACGGCCCUGUUGCAAAUAUUUCCGUUAAUAUUUACUCGCAUCAAAACCAGGUUUACCGACCAAGAUCUAAAAGAUCUCUUUCGAGUAUUGGACGCGGCAGCUGCUGUUGACGGAUCAGCGGCGGUGGUUCUGUCUGAUCACCAUCAUCAGUACUAUCACCCCCAACAGCAACAACAGAAUUACUACGGUGGCAGCUAUAGUCAACAACAGUUGACCCGAUUACAGGACGAGAUUUUACAAUGUCUGGAAACAUUAGAACGAGAAACAUUGAUUUUCGACGACGAAGAAUUUAAUGGUGCAGUACCUUCGUCAUCUAUUACCGCUGAUAAUACGCCGGUACGUAAUGACGGUGGUGACCUCGACAAGAAGAACUCAAUGACGUCGAUAGAGCAGCAAAAGCAACGGAGUCAAUUGGUCCAGAGAUUUCUGUGUCCUCUCUUUGAUCAACUGUUAAAAUUCUGUCGUUUCGUGUGCCCUCCGCUACCGCCUUCGGUAUCCAACACCGGUGUCGAACGACAGCAAUUGACAAAUGGUACAGCGGCGGUCGACCACUUUCACCAUCACAAUAAGUUCGCAGCAGCGGUGGCUAUCGAUUCAAAUUACGUAGCGUUUGGUGAAAAAGCAGUGCUCAUGAUUGUUGAUUUAUAUGGAAUGACAGCAGCCGAAACAUGUGUAGUUAAAGGCGAGAUUUUGAGACGAAUCAUUGAGGUGUUUUCUGUACCUCUUGCUGGCCGAUACUCCUCUUAUCCAACACCUACUCCGUCAUUCCAUUACCACAUGGACGUUACUCCCUUAUCGUCAGGAAACACGCAACAACAGCAGCAGCAACACGUUCAACAGCAACAACAACAGCAUCUCAUGUUAGUGCGACGACGUCAGCAACAGCAACAAAAUACCUGGAAACUACUGGUAGUCGGGCUGAUGAAUGUGCUGUCAGUGGGCGUGCCGCUAGCUCGGGAUUCCGCUGGAGACGAUUAUAUUUCUAUCUGGUCACCGCUUGGUUCCGUUCUAGAAGAUAUAUUGUUCCCAAAAAACUUGCCUCCAGCGUCGACGAUGUUGAAAAGCAACAAAAUGGUGGACGACAACGAUGAAAACGAUUCCGUGAUAAUCGACUGUCAGCUGGUGGAGUUCCUGAAAGACGAAAUACUUUCACAAUCGACCAACGUGCCUAGAGAGUUCAUCAUGCGAGUGGUGGUGUUAUUGAACCGAGGCUCGGUGUUGUCCACUACCACCGCGUCGACAUUGCCCAACUAUCCGUACGGCAGUGGUGGAUAUGAUACGAUGAUGAUGGUGGAUUGCCGUGAUGGAGGUGUCUCUGGCGGUGUCGUUACGGGCUCUAGCGUCGGCGGUUUCUCGCCGCCAUCUCUCUUACGAGAACAGUUCGCCAAAGUAUGUUUUGAAACGCUAUUGCAAUUUUCAUUGGUAGAUGGCCUAUCAUCAUCGUCACCUCCGCCAACGGAUACUGCGGCGUCAACCGUGAACAGUGGCGGUAACGAAUCCUACGCGGACGCCGAACUAAUUACUGGCAAACUCGCAGUUACAGCAUUGCUGCACAGAUUCCAGGAGGUUGUUGAGAAGUUCUGUCACGAUCAAAGUUUGACUGGGAAAUGUCCGUUACCUAGGUAUCGCAUGUCAGAAAUAUCAUUUGUCCUGAAAGCGAUUGCUACACUCAUUGUGUCGUUGAAAAAGACUCCCGACAAAGUGAGCAAAGCCGUUUGGGACCAGUUGAUCAGACUGUAUCCAUGCCUCGUGCGGUGCGUACCACACACUCAACAAUGUUGUUCGUCACCUCAGGUCACGGACUCGCUGACCGAAGCUCUACUUCAGUACGGCGACCUGUUGCUCAAGGCGCCGCCCUCGACCGCUGCCGACGCUCAACAAUAAUAACUCCGAAGGUUGACACUAUCGCCGCCACUCGGAGACAUUCCUUCUCUCGCUGCUUCUCGCACGCCUUCAUAAUUUAUAAUCGUUUUUUGUUUUUUUUCCUUCACUAGGUAAUUAUUAUUAUUGUUUCUUUUCUUUUCUUCGUCGAAGCCUUUGCCGCCGCCGCUGCUGCCAAUCACAAAUAACACGUGUUUUCGUUUGUGAAUUAUUUAUAUUAUGUACCUACCUAAUACCUAUUACCUAUAAUUAUCAUUAUUAUUUUUAUUAUUAUUAUUAUUGUCAUGAUUACCUUCGUCAUCGUCACUCAAAUGUUGAUUUAAUUUAAUUAGCCCAGUGCAGUUGUAUCUAUAUUAAACCUUAAAUAGCUCGGCGAAUAGCGUUUACGGUUAUAUAUUGUUAUCGUCAUUAUUAUUAUUAUUAUUAUUGUUUUAGUUAUAUCGUUAUCGUUGUACUGUAUGCACUAUACAUUAUGUUUACACGUUAACUGACGUUAAUAGUUAACCGUGACCGUGCAAAAUAUACCUAUUGAACGAUCAGCUUAAAAAUUACAUUAAUGUAUGGUAUGUACGGUAUUACGAUGAUCGUGAUUGUCUGGAUAACGCUAAACGCAAAUAGGUAUAUGCCUAAUGAAUAAUAAGACGUGUAGUGUAAAACACCACGGCGGUGGUGGCCAUAUUAUUAUUAUAAUUAUUAUUUUAUAUAGCGAUGAAGACGAUUAUAUCAUUUCCGUCCUCGUCAACGAUUUUUGGACAUUUGUAUUUAUAAUAUUUAUACCGUGGGAGGAUUCCAGACGAGAGUCUAUUUUUUAUUUUUAUUGUAAUACUUGAAUGCACAUUAAUACAGUUAUGUAUUUGUGUACAUUUUUUUCUAUAAUAUUAUAAUAUAUUAUGUUAUAUGUAGUAUUAUUACUACCGACUAUAUAGAUACUACUCUCACCGCUAAACGCGAUAAUAACUAUAUACUUUGUACAACAUAUUAAUAUGUAAUAUUAAAUUAAGUAUGAUUGUUGUAGAAAAUAUUGACGUUUUACUACUAUUAUUUUAUAUUGUAUUACGUGAAGUGUGAGUGUGUAAAUAUAAUAAAACAAAACUGAUUAUUUA